AUGGCGCGCGAGGACGACCCGCCCGCGGCGGCGCGCAUCACGUGGGACGAGGCCGCGAUCGCGACGCACGAGUCCGAGGCUGGGGUGCUGUACGGAACGCAGAAAGUCCAGGAGGUGGCGACGCCGUUCCUGUACAGCGGCGCGGAGACCCCCGCUGGAGCGUCGUCCUCCGCGGGCGAGGGCGCGCGCGAUGCGCCAGCGAGGACGAUCGGCGAGCACGUUCCCGGCGUCGGGAGGGUGGAAGUGGACGUCGGCGAGCUGCGAGCGCGCCUGGGGGUGUGUCUGGACGAGAUGCGCGACCCGCCGCCGCCGUGGCUGCGGAUGCGGAGCCAUCACGAGGACCCCGGAACGGCGUACUACGUAAACAACUUGACCGGCGCGACGCGUUGGGAUUUUCCAGAGGAGGAGGACGCGGCGGCGGCGAAGGCGGGAGGGAACGACGACGGCGCGCGGACGGAGAACGACGAGAGCGAGGAGGACGAGCCGAUCGUGCCGUCGCGGCUCACGAGGGCGCGAGACUGCGCGGCGCAGUACGUCGCGCAGCGCAGGUAG
Micromonas pusilla CCMP1545 is the source of this 552-nucleotide messenger RNA. RefSeq lists its product as uncharacterized. Gene Ontology annotation, molecular function: protein binding. Bases 1 to 552 code for a protein of 183 amino acids. The record is from RefSeq and is a predicted model, not a curated record. Lineage: Eukaryota; Viridiplantae; Chlorophyta; Mamiellophyceae; Mamiellales; Mamiellaceae. The transcript has a single exon.